CCCCACUACAACGACAUUUGGGCAGCACAUUUUCCGGGUGCUCGAUUUCCUAUUAUAUUGCUUUGGGAACAAGAUACGCCAGCAGAGGAUUUAGGGCCAUGAAGACAAGGAGAUCGUACUUCGAUUUCAUGAAGCCUUACAGGUGUCGCCUCUGUUGGAGUAGUUGAUGUGAUAGAGGUCCCUGUAUUUCUACAAUACAUCGGCCAACCAAUGCAUUGACAGAAAGUCAUACACACAUCAUCCAUACGUCAAACGCCCAUCACUCACACCAUCUCCAUCCUCAUCAUCAUCUUUAUCAACUUCAUCAAAAUCUUCAGUCCAUUCAUUUCCAUCAUCCAAAAUGACGCUCUGCAUACCACCAAGAGAUUUCAUCCAAAUCGGCGUGGAUGUGUUUCCUACCACCGCACCACCUAAGCCACAAAAAAUGCACAUACCCCUAAAGUUGCUGAUGAUAAUGCGCAAGUACAAAUUUCCUUGGAGAAUCAACCAGUUAGCAAAACCUAUGCGCAAAGUAAGAAAGUUCGUACCGAUGCCAGUAACCCUCUUGAAAGCUGAAAGACCUAAAGGUCCAAAAAUCAGUGCAGAGUCAGCUUAUUAUGCGGAUCAAAUGUCUAGACCUCCAUUAAGAUUAACUGUAUGCAAUAAAAGGUUAUACGGAAGACAAAAUGGUAGAAAAUAUAGAAAAUUCAUUAAUAGGAACAUUAGGAGGGCUUGGGACUCUAUUUAUAACUACUACAAGAAGAAGGAAAGGGACAGAAGGUUAAGGCAACUGAAAAGGGAUUCCUUAAAAGCUAAGCCGAAGAAACAGCCAGAUUUAGCGAGAUAUGAUGAGCUUGCAACACCAAAGCCUGUAUUCAAACCACCUCCAGUCAAGAACCCACACAAGGGAAAGUUCACAAACUUCCAAAGACUGGACGUCAUAGCUACUCCGAAGACAUACUAUGACACGAGUGGAAGAGAGUUAGGGAAAGUAGAAGCCAGUGCCCUGAGGUAUGAACCAACGGAGAUAGUAUACAGACUUGCCAAGAUUCCAGAUAGAUUCAAAAAUAUUCCCAAACCUAUUGAUCCUGGCAAGGUGAAGAGAAGUGCCCUCAGAUACAAAGUAUUUGAGUUCUUGGGACUGCGCAUUCCUUCAACAGGUCCGAAUGCCCGCUUUCAGGUUCCUGCAGAUAGCUUCUAUGGUGUUUGGCGAUUCCGGACUCUCUCUCUCGUGUCAGCUGCAUGUCCUAUACCUCCAGCAGGCUGCGACACCGUAGCCGUAUCGGUAUCUCUCGACGGGCACUCUGGUUCUGUUCCUGCUAAUGUCUUCUGUUAAUUACCUGGCAACACCAAGAACGGAAACUCUGGCACAACCCAAGCAAAGAAGAGAGAAAGUGGAAGAGGACGACUUUGAUCCCUUCCAGAUAUCAAAGAAUGCGCUUAAGUACAAACCCACACCGAGGAUUUUGGAACUGGCCAAGCCGAAAGAAUACGACUAAGUAAAAUAAAAAUGGGAUACUUGGGACUAAGACGCGAUAGUAAGCAUCUCAGAGAUGGAGCAGGCAGAUGUAUGUAUAAAGUGGAUGGGCUUGUAAAUGACGUCAUAUAUUAUAUACUAAGAAAAUUAAUUAGAAAGUUGGGCACAACCUUCGUGCUACUUGCGAUUCAAUCCAAGCAGCUGAUCAGACUUUUUCUAGAUAGAUAUUAUACCAUAAAACGCAGAUACUGAUGGUUGUCGCGAGGAUCUUUGGCUUCAAACCGUGGCCUAUCUCAGAAAUUAAUACCUGCUUGAUAUAUUUUGACUGGCUGGAUCAUGUAGCUGAUGUCUCCACCAGUGAUUGAAAUACAUCUUAUCUUCAAAAACUAAGAACAUGGUAUGUUAAUUUGCGAGAUAAGCUUGCUAGUAAGUGAGACACGGCUGUACGGAUCUGCAAAUUUUGCAACUCAUAGACGCGACGUGGCGAUGUGGUACAUCUAAGCUACGAUAGAGCUUCCUAGAGAUUCAGUUCGUGAGUUACAGUCUCCGUUACGCUUACAGGAGGUACAAUGUGAUUAUUAUAGAUCACAGUGAGUCUCAGCCAGGGAAGGGGAUAUGGCCUUCUUAUCGUGUCGAAAGUUAGACAGAACGAGCGCGCUCCUGAUCUUUCCAAGUAGCGUUGAACAAUAUUAUUGAAGAUGUUUUCCUGAAGAUCAAUAAACUACCUUUCACUACUGGACUCUCAAUAUGAGCUCCAAAAUUUCUGCACCUAAGAGCCUUGGGUAAUGUCAUUGUAAAAAGAUUGGAUCGCAAUAGCCAGGUUAGCCACUUGAAGAGAAUUUUGUCUAUACCCUAACUGCAUUUCCAUCUCAACUUCUUACGUUUUUUUCUGUGCAUCUGUCCUCACUUGCCAGUCAAAUGUUAAUUACGUUCAAACAGUUAUUUGGACCUCGUUAACCAAUCAAUCUUUUUAACAUGAACGUAUAAGGUUGGCCUCUCAAUCUGUGGCCCUAGUUUGGUAAGUCUCUAAUGUCACAUGCAAUAUAAUGAGGAAAGGGCGGUGCAUAGUUUGGGGGUUCAAGAGUCGUGCCCACCUUAAAGAUAAGAUAUGGCGUCGUGGUCUCUGGUAUCCUUGACAACAGCAUAGCAUAAGAGAAAAAAUGUAAUAAAAAAGCACCAUUAAGAUAAUAAACUCAUCGAAACAUCUCAUCAUCAAA
Acanthoscelides obtectus is the source of this 2673-nucleotide messenger RNA. The record is from the annotation of a GenBank genome assembly. Lineage: Eukaryota; Metazoa; Arthropoda; Insecta; Coleoptera; Chrysomelidae.